UUUUUCUCCAUGCAACGACUAGCAUGCGGCAGUCGCUGCCGACUUUCGCUACCAUUUCGUGUCUACUCGACCGCCGGGCCCAACCAGGCAGUCCUCGAGAUGCUGAGAGCUGACAAGGACGAAGAGACACAGAAUCCAGACAAGAACCCGUUCAAAGUCAGAGCAUUCACGAGCGCCAUUAACGUCAUUAGCGAGUUGGACUAUCCUAUACAGUCUGCAGACGAGGUGAAAUCGCUGAAAGGUGUUGGUCCGGGUAUUCUUCGUAGGAUUAGAGAAUUCUUGGGCGAAACAGAGCCGGCUCGGAAGUCGGGUUUGUCUACGAAGGUCGAUGAACGAGCUGUUCAGGCCGUGAAGAAAGCUCAAUUGGCCCGGUCAGAGCUGGAACAGAUUCCCGGCAUUGGGGUAGCAAAGGCCAAAGUCCUUGUCGAGGCAGGGUGCACCACAAUUAAACAACUUCAGACGACGCCACGGUUCCUCGCACUGCUGACCAAGCAACAACAAAUUGGCGUUCAGUAUUUCCGCAAACUUUCUCGAGUAUCCCGGUCAGAGGCAGAAACGGUUGUGCAGUUCAUUCGUGACGCUGUGCCUCCCAAAUACGAAGUUAUCCUUGGAGGCAGCUACCGUCGAGGGUCGCAGGACUCCUCAGAUAUUGACCUCAUCAUCCUUCACCCGGACCACGUUCAUGUACCUUUCCCCCAAACCGCACAGAAACGUGGUGCCCCUCCCAAAUCCGCGCGUCCGCUCCUCAAGACCAACUUUCUCCCUCCGCUCACUGACCGUGGUCUGCUUGCGGCAACUCUCUCCGCUGGAGACUUGAAAUGGCAGGGAAUUGUGCGGAUUCCCGAGGCGGUAACAUCCAAUAGCGAUAGGUCUAUGCAAUGGCAACGACGACUCGCUGCUAUCAAGGCCGGAGAAGGCUCGUAUCGUCGGCUGGAUAUCAAUAUGGUCGCUCAAAAAUCUCGUGGCGCGGCGCUCCUUGCGUUCACGGGUGAUACCGAAUUCAACCGCCAACUUCGCCUGCGCGCAUCAAAAGCUGGCCUGCAUCUGAACGAGUUUGGACUAUGGCGCUGGAACCGUAAUGGGGACAAUAUCGACACAAUUGAAUCUGAACCUGGUAAUGGGAAUGGUUUUUGGGAAUUGGUCCGCUCAGACACAGAGGAGGAGGUGCUUUCUGAGCUUGGGAUGUCGUAUCUCCCGCCGGAAGAACGCAAUCUUGCCAAAGUCAUAAAAAAACCUGAACCAACAACACCAAACUCCUCACGGAGAAGUAGAGGUAGACCAAAGAAAGCGCCAUCGGAAUAA
Messenger RNA from Mycena indigotica, 1302 nucleotides. Its product is annotated as DNA polymerase. Gene Ontology annotation, cellular component: nucleus. NCBI's taxonomy places the organism in Eukaryota, Fungi, Basidiomycota, Agaricomycetes, Agaricales, Mycenaceae. The transcript is spliced from 7 exons. Gene Ontology annotation, molecular function: DNA binding; DNA-directed DNA polymerase activity. Gene Ontology annotation, biological process: double-strand break repair via nonhomologous end joining. The record is from RefSeq and is a predicted model, not a curated record. The coding region runs from base 10 to 1302 and encodes 430 amino acids.